Molecule: messenger RNA, 193 nt
Organism: Pelobates cultripes (western spadefoot toad)
Lineage: Eukaryota; Metazoa; Chordata; Amphibia; Anura; Pelobatidae
Source: the annotation of a GenBank genome assembly
AUGGCUGCCUCCAUGGACACUAAAGCCGACUUACAGAAUCUCACCACUACCAUCCAGGAUGCUCUGUGGGUGGAGAUGGCGGGCCUACGGACAGAAGUCGCUAUGCAAGCAGGCCGCAUCCAGAUACAAGAGCACUCGGCUGUGGCCCAGUCCGCCAGGAUCACGGCGUCGGACAAAGCCGUGUCCCGCCAAG